AUGAAAUCAUGGCAAAAUCGAAUCGAUGAUGCCUGCAACUUCGACGACGGCGUAGAAGUGAGAUUGAACCCGAACCCAACGACGUUAUUUCCACCUUGCGCGCGUGAAAAUCUGGGCUUUUACGAUGAUGCGGUCGAAGAAAUUGAAAAUAUUAACUUCCAGUCCGGCAAGCUCAACGCCGACAGCCACAUGGGUUAUUUGCAAAUGACUUCUUCCGAAGAGGACGAUCCGAAUGAUACAAGCGUGGGAUCGAACUCAAGUGCAUCGAAAAAACACCGAAAAGAUGAAGUUCCGCCUCCAAUCAAUGUUCAGGAAGUUUGGAUGACGAACACCUUCCCUUCUCAACAUGUCGGCACACAAGAGAGCAUAGGCGAUUUUGAUUUGAUUUAA
Molecule: messenger RNA, 390 nt
Organism: Fraxinus pennsylvanica
Lineage: Eukaryota; Viridiplantae; Streptophyta; Magnoliopsida; Lamiales; Oleaceae
Source: the annotation of a GenBank genome assembly